Formica exsecta is the source of this 2015-nucleotide messenger RNA. Its product is annotated as carbohydrate sulfotransferase 11-like. Lineage: Eukaryota; Metazoa; Arthropoda; Insecta; Hymenoptera; Formicidae. The coding region runs from base 418 to 1428 and encodes 336 amino acids. The transcript is spliced from 5 exons. Gene Ontology annotation, molecular function: sulfotransferase activity. The record is from RefSeq and is a predicted model, not a curated record. Gene Ontology annotation, cellular component: membrane. Gene Ontology annotation, biological process: carbohydrate biosynthetic process.
GCUUGACCACUCCGUUCUUUUUACGGUGAUACGGUGCAUCUGUUGAUGUGUUUCGCAUUGUCGAACGCGAAUCCACUUUGUCGCUAUCGUUCUUUCCGCUCGAAGUUUCGGGAAAGGUGAAACAAAAAGUGUCUUUUGGAAGAAUUCUAAUCCAAAUUCUUUUUUUGUUUGGGAGAGAUUACCUGUGUUAAUCUAUCGGCGUUCCGCUAUUUUUGGAAGAUCGACAUCUUUAUGAAAUUUUGAAGAACGUUCCGAGGCGUGCUCCGAAGGAUCUGCAAAUUUGCUCCGAUUUGGGGGUCGCUCUAUCUAUCUGAUCGACUCGUGGAUCGAGCUAAAUUAUGAAAAAAAAUCAGAUUUUUACAAUCUGUACGAUAUUUUGCAAAGAAGUUCAAUGCCCGCGGUGAGCAAAGAAAAACGAUGGCAGGAUGUCGAGUGUGGAGGAUAAUUUUAGUCGUUAUCAUUAUGUGGGAAACGACCACAAACGCAAACAGUGCGAACGUCGCGCAAAUCACUGCAAAUAAAGAUGACAGGAAAUCGUUGGAGCCGAAUAAAUACAUUUAUUCGUGGACAGGACCAAACGCUUUGGCCAGAUCGGCCUUGGUAGAGCGACAGGAAAGAUUGCAGUAUAAUUGUGAGCUCGAAAGUAACGAGGCAGAUAUCGAUGAGUUAAAUCCAGAAUUAUUCAGAAAUAUUCUUGUGGAUGAUUUGCACGAAUUGCUCUAUUGCUAUGUUCCCAAGGUAGCUUGUACAAAUUGGAAGCGCGUACUAAUGAUCGCGACCGGAAAAUGGUCCGGUAAUGAUCCUUUAAAAAUACCGGCCGAUCAAGCUCAUUCCCCGGGUACUUUUCAACGAUUGAGCAAUUACACAUUGCCCGAGAUAGAGAAGAAAUUGGCGACGUAUGAUAAGCUGAUUGUCGUGCGACAUCCGCUGGAAAGGCUUUUAUCAGCUUAUCGAAAUAAAUUCGAGACUAAACACGAGAAAAGUGCAAAAUAUUUCCAGAGCCGUUUCGGCAAGAAAAUCAUCAAAAAAUACAGAUCGAAUGCCACCGAAGAUUCUUUAAAGAACGGUGAUGAUGUGACGUUUCGCGAGUUUGUCGAUUUCGUCACCGAUGAUUCCGAGAAUGGAACUCGAAAUGAACAUUGGAGACCAAUAUACGAGUUGUGCCAACCAUGUAUAGUUAAUUACAAUCUCAUAAGUAAAUACGAGAGCUUGGUCGAAGAUGCCACAGAAGUUCUCGAACGGAUAGGCAUCACGUCUAUGAAUUUUCCAGCUAAGCCAUCAAGCAGCGAACCGACAUCGAGAAAAUUGGAUAGAUAUUACUCUACUUUAAGUUACAAGCAGCUUCGUAAACUGGCAGAUCUGUACAAAUUAGACUUAAGGUUGUUCGACUACUCUUUGGAGGAUGUGUUGGGAUUUUCUUUGGCUUAAGUCGUCCGUAUUAACAGAGACAGAUGUACGUGAUAUACAAAUUUACUGUCAGAUCACUAAUCUGUAUUUAAAACCUACGUAAUCUAAGUAUACAAGACAGUUUUACAUGCAUUAAGACAAAUAAUUAUUACUGCAUUUUAUAAAUGUAUAUAAAGUUCUAAAAUCUCAGAUUUCAAUUUUAUCGACAAUCUCUUUGAAUGGAUCUUUAAUAGAAUGGAGACAUUUUUUUUUAUAUAGAUGAUAUAUUGUUGCUACCUCAUAUUAUAGCAAUUGUACUAUAUAAAAUUCUAUUUUAAAUCAAUAAUUUAUAAGAAAAAUAUAUAUAUAUAAAUGUUGCAUGCACAUCUUAUUUUUACAUUUUUUAAAUGACUUUUUUUAUAUAUUAAGAUAACUCAGUAUUAUUGAUAUAGCCGAGCAAUCAAAAUUGAGAUAUAUAACAAAUUCUGAGAUAUAGAUAAAGAUAAAUAAAGCUGUGUUAAAUAAGUGAUUGAAUAAUUAUAAACUGUUUUAUAAGCUCUGAAAUAUGAGUUAUACAUGCAAUUUUGUGCCAAAAGAAUUUAACGAUAAUUAAAUUAAAGAGAAUAAAA